This is a messenger RNA of Paramormyrops kingsleyae, 1228 nucleotides long. NCBI's taxonomy places the organism in Eukaryota, Metazoa, Chordata, Actinopteri, Osteoglossiformes, Mormyridae. The record is from RefSeq and is a predicted model, not a curated record.
CCAUUUAUCUAUGGAUCUAAAUGAACCAGAUACAGUAGAAGACCUGAAGAGUCAAUAUCUUUAUAAGCUCAUGAUUUUAGAUUACAAUGUCAGAUAUCUCUCUUUUAAACCAGUAGCACCUGAUCCACCUCUAGAAGAUGAUGGUACAACAUUUGAUGAUUUUGAUUUUUUUAAUACAAAUGAGGAACCAACCAGUGGAGCAGAACUGGCAGGCACAGAGUCGCACAUCCAUCCCAUGGAUAUCCACAUGGCGGUCUUCCACUGUGCCAAUGACUUUCUAAGACAGUACAUGUACACAAAACUCUCUGCCUGCCAGUUUGCACUACCUUUCUUAGUCCCCAACCCAGGUACAGAAGACCUGGAAUUCCCUCUUUGGCCUCUACGGCACAUCAAAAAAUCAUGGCAAAGUAUGACAAGCGCAGACAACCCUGGAAAAUACCAAACCAGGCAAAUGUUUAGCACACCGGUGCCAGUUGUCUCCUUUUUAAGGCUGGGAACCUCUUUCACCUCCAAAUCUCAAAUUCUGAAUUCUGUCAUUAGCAGACAGAGACACAAUGUGUUCUUCAAUCGGCACUGUAAAGGCAGUGCUCCAAACAGCAUGCUUAUGAAUGGGGUUGUCGAGAUCGCCUGGUACUGUCCAGGAGGAAAGAAAGAUGACAUAUUUGAUGACUGUGUUGCGUUUCUAAACCUUCAUGGUGACGCAAAAGACCAUCGACAGCAACUUCAAUUUCUGCAGGCAGUGAGUACGGUGAAUGUGCUUCUACUGUCAGAACAGCCACAGGAUGAAGAAACAAAAACAAUUUGUCAAAAUCUCUCUAAGUCUUCUACCCCAUUGAUCUGCCUAUUUUCUGGAAGUGAAAGGGUUCAGGGUUCAAAAAAUCCACUCAAAGUGAGACUAGCUGCCAAGAACAGGAAUGAAGCAGAGUUAACAGAGGAACUCAUAACCAAUAUCAAGCAAUGCAUUGGAAAAUAUAACAAGAAACAGAGAAUUGAAAACUGUUCUAAUGAAGCAAGAAAACUAAAGUUCAAACUGGACCCGGACGCGGCGGCUCGGGACAAGGAACUCUAUGCCGCAGAGCUGAUGAGAGCUGAACAGCACAAGUUCCGCAUUAAGGAGGCUACUAGGAGACUGGCGGGAAGCUUGGGCUUGCGGGACCAGAGGCAUCAGCGGGCUGCUGUGUGGCUGAACCUGGCAGCGCAUGUGCAGCGGAUCACCCUGCCCGCAUGA